Messenger RNA from Rhincodon typus (whale shark), 3311 nucleotides. RefSeq names its product solute carrier family 5 member 1 (gene slc5a1). Bases 87 to 2084 code for a protein of 665 amino acids. Gene Ontology annotation, cellular component: plasma membrane. The transcript has 15 exons. Gene Ontology annotation, biological process: sodium ion transport; transmembrane transport. Lineage: Eukaryota; Metazoa; Chordata; Chondrichthyes; Orectolobiformes; Rhincodontidae. The record is from RefSeq and is a predicted model, not a curated record. Gene Ontology annotation, molecular function: D-glucose:sodium symporter activity.
UCUAUAACAAGCUGCAGGAACCUUUACAUUAUCUCCGUGUCUGUUCCGGCGAGGCAGAGAGAGAGAACGAUCUGCGUGCUUCAGGAAUGAAAUUGGCAAGGGGCACCAUGCCCCCAGGCAGCCUCACCACCACAGGUGCUGGCAACACCGAGUCCACGAUAGCUGUCAACAACCCAGCGGAUAUCUCAGUCAUUGUCAUCUAUUUCCUGGUGGUUCUGGCGGUGGGAAUCUGGGCAAUGGUGAGGAGUAACAGGGGCACGGUUGGAGGCUUCUUCCUCGCGAGCAGGAGCAUGAUAUGGUGGCCGAUUGGAGCCUCCCUGUUUGCCAGUAACAUCGGCAGUGGUCACUUUGUGGGAUUAGCUGGGAAUGGCGCAGCUGGCGGAAUAGCUACAGGAGGAUUCGAAUGGAAUGCCCUCGUCAUUGUCAUUAUUCUGGGAUGGCUGUUUGUACCAAUCUACAUUCGAGCUGGGGUUGUGACCAUGCCGGAGUACCUGAAGAAGCGAUUUGGGGGGAAUCGGAUCCGAAUUUAUCUGUCUGUGCUCUCACUUUGCCUCUACAUAUUCACCAAGAUAUCGGCUGACAUGUUUUCGGGAGCCAUAUUUAUUCGGGAGGCACUGGGAUUAAACUUGUAUGUUGCCGUGGUGAUCCUGCUUUCCAUCACCGCACUGUAUACUGUGACAGGUGGUUUAGCAGCUGUGAUCUACACGGACACAUUGCAGACUAUCAUCAUGGUGGUGGGGUCCUUCAUUCUGAUGGGUUUCGCUUUCAAUGAAGUGGGUGGCUAUGACGCCAUGGCGGAGAAAUAUAUGAACGCCAUCACUAGCCAGACCACUGAUCCCAAUCUGAACAUCAGUGCAGCCUGUUACACACCCCGUCCAGACGCGUUCCACUUGUUCCGAGAUCCCAUCACCGGCGAUAUUCCUUGGCCAGGCCUGAUCUUCGGCCUGUCCAUCCUGGCGAUCUGGUAUUGGUGUACUGAUCAGGUCAUCGUUCAACGUUGUCUCUCUGCGAAGAACAUGAGUCACGUCAAGGCUGGCUGUAUCCUUUGUGGCUACCUCAAGCUGUUGCCAAUGUACCUCAUGGUCUUCCCAGGAAUGAUCAGCCGGAUUCUGUAUACAGAUAUCAUAGCUUGCGUUGUGCCCAGUCUUUGCAAAAAGUAUUGUGAUGCAGAGGUUGGAUGCACCAACAUUGCCUACCCCAGGUUGGUAGUGAAGCUGAUGCCAAUGGGUCUGCGUGGUUUGAUGCUGUCUGUCAUGUUGGCAUCUUUGAUGAGCUCCCUGACAUCCAUCUUUAACAGUGCCAGCACACUCUUCACCAUGGACAUCUGGACCAAGAUCAGGCCCAAAGCUUCAGAAAAGGAACUUAUGUUAGCGGGAAGGGUCUUCACCUUGGUCCUGAUUGGGAUCAGUAUUGCCUGGAUUCCGAUUGUACAAACAGCACAGAGUGGACAGCUCUUUGACUACAUCCAAUCAAUUACCAGCUACCUGGGUCCCCCUAUAGCCUCCGUCUUCCUGCUGGCCAUCUUUGUCAAGCGUGUGAACGAGCAAGGAGCAUUUUGGGGUUUGAUGUUUGGCCUCGCCACUGGCUUGUCCCGAAUGAUCGCGGAGUUUGCGUAUGGAACAGGCAGCUGUGUGACUCCGAGCGAGUGCCCCAGGAUUAUUUGUGGCAUCCACUACUUGUACUUCGCUAUCAUCCUCUUUGUAGCCACCAUCUUGAUGGUGCUGAUCGUGUCCUUCCUGACCAAGCCAAUCGAUGAUGUACAUCUUUACCGAUUGUGUUGGAGCUUGCGAAACAGCACAGAAGCACGGAAGGAUCUGGAUGAAGAUAACUGGAAGAAUGAAGAUAAUGAUAGCAAAAUGGAUACUGAUGAAGAGUCGGACCAAGACGUGAGCUGCUGGAAGAAAACCUACAACUGGUUCUGCGGUUUCGACCAAACGGCGAAGAAGCUCAGCAAAGAGGAGCAGGAAGCCAUGCAGCAGAAGCUGACAGACAUUUCGGAAGUCCCCCUGUGGAGAAACGUUGUCAACAUUAAUGCCAUUGUCCUGCUGGCCGUCUGUAUCUUUUUCUGGGCUUUUUACGCGUAGUUCAAGAAUGAAGGGAGACGUUUUGCUGACUAACCUCCCCGAACCAUUCCCACCAAACCCAUGAUACACUGCUUUCACUUUCUUCACAAAUGAGUGCACAAUGGAUUCUACUUAAACAGUGCUGCCUAAUUUGUGCUUCUUUUUAAGAAAAAUACAUUCUAAAGUUGAUACUUCCUUUUGUUUUAAUCAAACAUUAGGAUGAAACUGUGGCCCAAUUUUUACAAAGAAAUCUUGGAGAAAGUUUGUGAAUCCCAGCUGGAUCCUGAGGCCUACAUGUCUUUACUUCACUGAGCCACAACUUUAUGCACAUUACUUCAGCCACAAGUUUGAAGACAGCAAGCUUACAAAAGAGGGCAUUACAGAAACAAUGCCCAAAGACAACUGUUUUAAAAAUGGGUAAUUUAUUACAUUUAAAAAAAUAAGUGCAAUAAUACUGCCGUGAGAAAUAACACGAUAAUCAGAGAUAAUAAACUCCGACUUUCCCUCUUGACUGUCAGUUUCUACACAUUAUCCGGACGUUCACUUUCACUUAUUUAGGUUCAGUUCUUCUUCUUAAAGCAAAAAGAAAUUGUGUUUCCAUACCGCCUCCCAGACUUUCAAAAGCUCUUGAUGUGCUUCAAGAGUCAACACAGUACAGGUGUGGAAAUACAGUAACCAAACUCGCACAAGUGAGUAAAGAUACUAGUCAGCUCACAGCUGGAAUACUGCGAACAGUUUUGGGCCCUUUAUCUAAGGAAAGAUAUAUUGGCGUUGAAGGUUCACUAGGGCUGGUAUCAUGUAUGGUUGAGUAGAUUGGGCCUGUAUUUGUUGGAAUUUAGAGGAAUGAUAGACAAUUUUAUCGAAACGUACAUGAUUCCUAGGGGUCUGGACAGGGUAAAUGGGGAGAGGGUGCUCUGCCUUGUGGGAGUCCAGGACCAGAGGGCAUCAUCCCAGAAUAAGGGGAUACAUAUUUAAUACAGAGCUGAGGAGGAAUUUCUUCACUCAUUAGGUGGUAAGUCUUCACUGCAAACAGCUGUCCAGUACCUGAGAUAGAAUUUUACUCAGUAACAGAAUUAAGAGGGACAGGAGUUGAGAAUGAUCGGAUCAGCCAUGAUCUAUUGCAGAGCAGACCCUUAGAUUCCCUACAGUCCUGAUAGAAGCCAUUCAGCCCAACAAAUCCAUGCUGACCCCCCAAAAAGCAUCCCACCCCAUCCCUGUAACUCUGCAUUUCCUAUGGCUAACCCACCC